Botrytis sinoallii is the source of this 1668-nucleotide messenger RNA. RefSeq lists its product as uncharacterized. The coding region runs from base 1 to 1668 and encodes 555 amino acids. Gene Ontology annotation, molecular function: DNA binding; nucleosome binding; histone binding. The record is from RefSeq and is a predicted model, not a curated record. Lineage: Eukaryota; Fungi; Ascomycota; Leotiomycetes; Helotiales; Sclerotiniaceae. Gene Ontology annotation, cellular component: FACT complex; nucleus. The transcript is spliced from 5 exons.
AUGGCUAUGGAGAGUUUCGAAAAUAUCUUCCUUGAUCUCUCGAAAGAGUCAGGUCGAUGCAGAUUCGCUGAAACUGGAUUCGGAUGGAAACCAUCGAGCGGCGGAGAUACAUUUACACUCGAGAGCAGUAAUAUCGCAGGCGCGCAAUGGAGCAAGGCAGCGAAAGGUUUUGAAGUGAAGCUUUUGUUGCGCAAUGGUGAUAUCUGUCAACUUGAUGGUUUCUUACAAGAUGACUUUGAGCGAUUGAGUAAAGUUUUCAAAAACUGGUACAGCACGAAUUUGGAGCACAAGGAGCACGCUCUAAGAGGGUGGAAUUGGGGUAAAGGUGAAUUUGGAAAGUCGGAAUUGGUUUUCAACGUUCAAAACAGACCCGCAUUCGAAAUCCCAUACACCGAGAUCUCAAACACAAAUUUGGCAGGCAAGAAUGAAGUUGCGGUCGAGUUCACUCCUGCAAAUGCUGAUGAUACGGGUACAAAUGGAGCUUUAGGAGGUGCGCGUGCCAAGGGAAAGAAAUCUGGUGCUGGAAAAGAUCAACUUGUUGAGAUGAGAUUCUAUAUUCCUGGUGUUGCGUCAAAGAAAGGAGCUCGUGAAGGAGAAGAGGAUUCUGGAGAGGAAGCCGAUGGAGAGGAAACCAAUGCUUCUACCAUAUUUUAUGACACUUUAAUGGAGAAGGCUGAAAUUGGUGAUGUUGCUGGAGAUACUGUUGCCACUUUUUUGGAUGUCUUACAUCUUACACCAAGAGGACGUUUCGAUAUCGAUAUGUACGAAAACUCCUUCCGAUUACGUGGUAAAACAUACGAUUACAAGAUUCAAUACGACAAUAUCAAGAAAUUCAUGGUUCUACCAAAGCCUGAUGAAUUACAUUUUAUGAUUUGUAUCGGUUUGGAUCCACCCUUACGUCAAGGUCAAACCAGAUAUCCUUUCUUGGUUAUGCAGUUCAAGAAGGAUGAAGAAGUUACCAUUGAUCUGAAUAUGACUGAGGAUGUAAUGAAAGACAAAUACGCUGGAAAGUUGAGUAUACAUUAUGAACAACCAUUACAUGAAGUUGUCACACAAGUAUUCCGUGGUCUUGCCGGAAAGAAGAUUAACCAACCGGCUAAGGAUUUCUUGAGUCAUCACUCACAAUAUGGUAUCAAAUGUUCUAUCAAAGCUAGUGAAGGUUUCCUUUAUUGCUUGGAGAAAGCUUUCAUGUUCGUUCCAAAACCUGCUACAUAUAUUACCUACGAGCAAAUUACAGUUAUAACUUUCUCUCGUGUUGGUGGAGCCACUUCGGCUUCCCGUACCUUCGAUAUCGCAGUUGGAAUGAAGGGUGGAGCUGGCGAAACUCAAUUCAGUAACAUCAAUCGCGAAGAACAAAAGAAUCUUGAGGAUUUCUUUAAGAUCAAGGGAAUUCGUGUUAAGAAUGAGAUGGAUGAAGAUAAUACAGCACACAUUGCUCUUCUCAAUAAUCCAGAUAUGCAAUCUUCGGAUGAAGAAGUCGUGGCAGCUAGAGCUGAUAGAGGAAGUGCUGAUGAGGAUGAUGAGAGCGUGGAUGAAGAUUUCAAAACGGAUAGCGAGAGUGAUGUGGCAGAAGAAUAUGAUUCUGCCCAUGAAAGUUCCGGAAGUGAUAGUGAAGAUGAAGGGGCUAGUGAUGAGGAGAGACCGGCUAAGAAAGCUAAGACUGGUUAA